Messenger RNA from Phytomonas sp. EM1, 3060 nucleotides. Lineage: Eukaryota; Euglenozoa; Kinetoplastea; Trypanosomatida; Trypanosomatidae. The record is from the annotation of a GenBank genome assembly.
AUGCCCCUCGCACCACGUCAAAGUCGUAAGGGCGGAAAGAUCUUUUCACCCGCCGGACCUUUGGUCGAGGGUGGUACGUCGGUCGUCAUUUCUCCGGGCACGCUGCUUCCCGAUACGAUGCCAUGUAGCUUACCGAGUGAGCCUGGGAAUGGCAGCAUUCUCGAAUUUAACUUUGAUGAUAUCUUUACCGGUAAGAAGUCUCGUAACCCUUCAUCGUGCAAUACAAUGUCUUCUGCGAUAGGUGCGGAUGCCAACGUGCUUAAGUUUGACUUCGACGCGAUUCAGAAGGUUGGGCAGGGUGAGGUUAUUGGGGCUAAGAAGAGUAUCCGGACCGGCACCCGAAAACCGCAAGCGACCUUCGAAAGCGUCGAGGAGAAGCUUAUGAAAGUUAUCGAUGCUCAGACGUCGAGUCCGCUUCCGUUUGUGGAGGUAGGGUCCGACCCCGCGCAACUCGCGGCGUUGCAGGCGUAUGAGGUGGUGCUGGUGGAUCGCCCCUACUCCUCCCUCACGCUCGCCGUCGCCACGAGUGUAGGGGUGGAAAACGCGAAGGUUCUCGUUGUGGUUCCUCAGUACCAUGAGGUCUCUCCUGUCGCGCGAUGCCUUUCGCACCUUCAGAGGAAGGAAAAGGUUCCACAUGAGGGCGGCGUCGGGGAGCUCUGCGGCCAAUUCUGCAAGGGAUCCGUGGAAUGCAGACUGUGGGUGUGCAACGCCGAUACCGCGCUGGUUUACCUGCACACGCAGAAAUCGCUUGAUCCCUUCACGCACGUCGUGUUGCCCGCCCUCAGCCGGAUGGAUCACACCGUCGCGUACUUCCUUUGGAGCCUCCGCGAGCGGUUUUACGUCCACAGCUCCACCACCUCCUCGCCGCGCGUCGUGCUGUGUGUGCUGGAAGGCGAUCAGGAGUGCGUGCAUCAGUUCUUCCCCAAGCAAAAGCUCAUCACGGUCGAGUCUGGUGAGAAGCGCGAGGCGAACGUGUUGGAGUUCACCUACGACGAAUCCAGCGCGCUCGUGGCAUCCGACGUGCUCGAGGUCGGCGUGGAUAGCAAGGGAAAGUGCCCGCCCCCAAACCACAAGCUCGUGAACCAUAACCUCAAUCUGGUCUCGGGGAUAGUGGAUUUUAUUAUAGAACACGCCAGGGUGCCGCAGACGAUUUACAUUUUUACCGCCGAUACGCAGGCGGUGAUGGAUGCCCUGCAGGGCGUCCCCCUCCCCAAAACGAAGCUCUUCACCAACCAGCACGCCUUUGAGUCCGUCUCGUCCGAGCCCUCCAAGCACCACCACAUCUUCAUCACUCCGUUUCUUCCGAAUUUCUUGUACGCGCUGCAGGAUGAGGUGCACUUCGUGCUCGAUCUGGGCACCACCCGUCGUCUUUCCCCACAAAGCAAAUCGGAGAGUUUCAUCGUUAGCAGCCUCACGGAGUGGGUCUCGCAGAGCGAGAUUCGCCAGCAUCGGCACCUUCUCGGGCUGCGUUGCGUCGGGGGCUACUUCGCGCUUUACCCCCCUCCCGCCGCGGCGGGUUUUGCCGCGAAGGAUACCUCGAAGUCGGCGAUGUUUCAGGUCGAGGAUGCGAUUUUGCAGUGCAGCCGCGCGGAGCUGCCGGCGAUGCUCGCGUCGGACGUGUUAGCGCCCUCCGAUCCGGAUAUGUGGGAGCAGGCGCAGCACAGCCUCUGCGAGCGGCAGCUCAUCUCGACGGCGUCGAACGUGCAGAUCACCUUCCUCGGCGAGGUCGUCUCGCGUUUGCCGUUGGGGCUCGAUCUCGGCUGUUUCGUCGUGAACGGCUGCGCGAUCGGGUUUGGCGAGGCCGCCGUCGUGAUCGCCGCGGUCGGGGCCUUUCCCUACCUCUUCGUCACCGGCCGAAGCUUUCACGAGAAGGAGGCAUGGGCGAAGCAGGUGAUGGAGAAUCGUCGGCUGUACGCCGAGGAGGUCGCCCGCCAGAGCGACGUGCUCGCCGAUACGCUUGUUUUCCUGCAUUGGUGCCGCCUGAAAGUGGAGGGAAAGCCGACCGAGAGCCUUAUCGCGGAGUUGCAGGUGGAGGAAUGGCGUCUCGAGCGAAUCCGCGGCUUGGUGGAGCACCUCCGCCUGCAGCUUCUCGACUACGCCUUUAUCGAUAGUCUGGAUCGGAUCCAAACCGUAGACAUGGUCCUGCAGAGUAUCAAGGCGAACGCGACGACGUUGGUGUUCCUCUUGUCCGCCUCCCUCGCGCGCAAAGCCGCCUUCGUGCACGAUUCGGGCAAGCUGAAUGUGCGGGAUCGCUCCGCCACCCUGACGUUCGUGCGGACCUCCAAGAAAGUAGUUCCCAACUUCAUCUACCCGACGGGCAUCCCAUGGGAAGUCGGCAUGGCGGUCGUUUCGUUGGAUCUGCGCAACAACCCAAACAUGAUUCUCUCCACACGGCUCUCGGCGGUUAGCGCGAACUACCUGUUCGCGACGCUGCUCCUGCUGUACCCGCAAGUGGAGUACUCCGCCCCGGUGGACGUCGUGGAUAAGGGCCAUGUUGUGUACUUUAGCAUCACUUGCAACCGACAAACGAAGCGGUUUCGCGUGAACAUCGAGGAUGCCGCGCGGAUUUUAGAUUUCCGCGAGAAGUGGAAUACGGCGUUGGGGAUCCUACAGGCGCUGCGGCUGCUACGCCGCCCGAUCUCCCAUCGCGGGUUUCAGCUCGCCUUGAAGGAGGAGAACCGCGCCUUCGAUCUCGAACAGUUUCGUAUCAGCCUGCAGCAAGAGCUCAUUAGCCUCGUGACGGAGACGGAGAUUUCCGAGCACCAGGUAAGCUUCACGACGCAUGGGGAACAUCGUUUAAGACCUAAAGAGGUCCUCCGCGGUUUGGAGGGAAGUGAGGCGGGGGAUGUGCUCAUGGCGAAGCGGUUCCGUACCGGCGAGCUUUGGCAGGCGUCCUCGACGCCCAUGGCUUGGACCAAUGACAAGACGACUUCGAAUGCCGCAUCUCCCUCUUCCACGUUCGUGAAUAGCCCAUUGUAUGAAGUCGAGGAUGAUGAAAUUGAAUUUAUCACCGACUCGUACUUCCUCAAUCAUGGCCCCAUUAUCGAUGAUGACGAGUAG